This is a messenger RNA of Hemibagrus wyckioides, 10796 nucleotides long. It is a transcript of the gene ep400, whose product is annotated as E1A binding protein p400. The record is from RefSeq and is a predicted model, not a curated record. Lineage: Eukaryota; Metazoa; Chordata; Actinopteri; Siluriformes; Bagridae. The transcript is spliced from 53 exons. Gene Ontology annotation, molecular function: ATP binding; ATP-dependent chromatin remodeler activity. The coding region runs from base 250 to 9324 and encodes 3024 amino acids.
UGCGCAGUGCGAACAAGCUUUGACAGAGGUAGCUAGUUCUCGCCAUGUUUCGCUCAGCGCCGCCGCGACGCCUUUUAUAAACUCACUGCACUCUUCCUUUUUUUCUUUCUUGCCGUUAUAAGCGCUAAUACGGCCUUAUACACGGUCUGGAAUUUAUUCUACCGCCGAAUGGUGCACGUGCGGGGUCAGCUAAUACGUUGGUGUCAUUUUUAAAUAAACGAAACAUCAUCACUGUGUCAGGGCCACGCAAUGCACCAUGGAGGAGGUCCACCAAAUGCACAGCGAAAUCCGCAGAGGUCCAAAUCGUUCACGGGCUCUGAAGCAGAGGAGCAGCAACAGCAGCCGAUCACAGUCACACAACAACAACAAGCCGCAGCUGUCACUCACCCGCAGUCCCCGGUGACGACGUUCACCACGGCAGCAAGCCCAGCAGUCUCAGCGCCUCAGUCCCCCAACUACCAGAUCAUCAUGAGCCGGAGCCCCAUCACCUUGCAGAACCAGCAGAUCACACUGACGCCGCUACCUGUGCCAAAUCCCGCUUCGCCCAGCUUCCAGCACCAAGCUCCUCAGUGGCGGUUCGAGCACGGCUCGUCUUCGUACAUCCAAGUGACUUCUCCCCUUCCUCAGCCGAUUCAGUCUCAGAGUCCAACACAGCACAGCCCUGUCCCCCUGCAGGCCGUGACCAGGUCGGGCGCCACUCUCGGGGUGUGUGCGCAAAGCCCUACACGCUUCGUCGAUGCUGGGAUCAUGGUGCGCCAGAUUAACCUCAGCAAUCCGCCUGGGAGUGGACACUUCGUGUACCAGGAUAACACUGGCUUGACGCAACUGGCUUCGACAACAGUGGGCACGGUGCAGCUGGCCACUCCAGCCGGCACACCGGCGUCCGUGAGAGAGAGACGCCUCUCUCAACCCCACUCUCAGACCGGCGGCACUAUCCAUCACCUGGGCCCUCAGAGUCCCGUGGCAUCCGGAGCCGCUCUGCCGGCCUUAACCAGCCCCGGUCACAUCACCACAUCCAACCUUCCUCCUCAGAUCAGCAGCAUCAUCCAGGAACAGCUUCGGCCCGGCGUCACAGGGGUCACGGCGUCUGGAAUGACGUCUUUCGGCGCAGUCCCUCCCUCCAGUCCUUCUCGGAGUACCGCAAACCCGCCACUGACUCCCAAAAAGGUUCAGCCGAAGAAGCUGGAGGAGAUAGCACCCCCUAACGCCGAGGUGGCUCAGCUGAGGAAGCAGUGUCUGGAGCAUCACAACAAGAAGAUGGACAGCAUGAAGGACGUGUUCAAGGACUACCUGAUCGAGCUCUUCUUUCUGCAACACCUGCAAGGCAACAUGAUGGACUACCUGGCCUUCAAGAAGAAGCCGUGCGUGCCGCUCUUCACCUACCUGAGGCAGAAUGAUCUCGACCUCGAGGAUGAGGAGGAAGAAGAAGAACAAUCCGAAGUCAUCAACGAUGAGGGACACUGUGUGAGCGUUGCAUGUACGUCUGUUUCUAUGACAACCACUCAGGUGAAAGUAGUGACGGGAAAGGAUGGCCAGACGGUGACCCCCGUCGCCAUAGCCACCCAGCUCCCACCCAACGUGUCGGCGGCGUUCUCCACCCAGCCGCAGUUUCAGGCUCAUCCUGGUUCUGCAGGCGGGAACAUUUCCAAUCCCGUGGACAUGGAAGCCUUCAAACGACAGCAGGCUCUCGCUCAAGCAGGUGGCAUGCCUCCGACGCCACAGGCCGUCCAGAUAGGGGGGCAGAACCAGAACCAGCAGCAGUACGACCCGUCUAAAGGCCCCCCGGUGCAGAACGCUGCCAGUCUCCACACUCCUCCGCCCCAGCUCCCUGGUCGAAUUCCCCAAGCCACGCUUCCUAUGGCCACUCUGCCUCUAGCUCUCUCUCAGGCUCAGCCCGUGGUGCUGGAGCAGCAGUGCCAGGCACCGGGAGGGCAGCUCCAGGGCCAGGUGAAGCUACAGGGGGCAGGGGCUGUGCUGACUGCAGUGAACCCACACCCACAGCUGCAGAUGCAGCUCCAAAUACAACAGCAGCAGACGCAGCCGGUCAUGCAGCCUGGACAGGCCACCGUAACGCUGGUCCGACCCGGAGCGGAGACGACCCAACCAGCUCAGCGUCUGAUACCCAACCCCAUGUCCUCCUCCAUCAUGUCCACCACACCUUUAUCCUCUUUGCCCACCCCUCUCCCGUCCACUCCCGUCAGGACUCCCGUGCCUCACACGCUCUCCCCUGCCUCGCACUCCAAACUCACGGCCUCCAACGGCACUACGGCGCUGAAGAUCUCCACGCUGAACCAGGGCUCGGCUGCAAAUAGCGUCCAGGAGAGCCCCCAGGACAAGCAGGCGGAGCAGGCUAAACUGGAGAGCCAAGUGCAUCAGCGCAUCGCUGAGCUGAGAAAGGAGGGUCAGUGGUCUGCUAGCCGGCUGCCUAAACUUCAGGAAGCCAGCAGGCCCAAAUCCCACUGGGACUACCUACUGGAGGAGAUGCAGUGGAUGGCUGCCGAUUUCGCGCAGGAGAGACGCUGGAAGAUGGCCGCCGCCAAAAAGUUGGUGCGCACUUGUGCCCGUUAUCAUGUCGAGGUGAAGAAAGCUGAGGAGAGGAAGAAGAUGGAGGAGGAGCUGCGGUUGAGAAACAUCGCCAGCGUCAUCGCACGUGAAGUGGACUACUUCUGGUCCAACAUCGAACAGGUUGUGGAGAUCAAACUCCAUUUGGAGAUCUUAUGCAAAAGACAGAAAGCACUCAGGCUACAGAAAUCAGGAAAUAAAGGACAGAGCAGGAAACCUGCUCCAGCUUCAGGGGAGAAGGACAGCAGGGUGGAGUCAGGGAGCACUCGUAAGAGGAAGACAAGCACGUCACUUUCGGAUGAAGAAGCUGAAGAUGAGGAGAGCACUAUAGAGGAGCAGGAGGCCAUGGAAGUGGCUGCUGAGCAAAAAGAGGAGCUUGUUGAGCUCACCAAGGAAGCCGAGGUGCCCCUGGAGGCUUUGGUGAAGAAAUACGCCGGUGCAUAUGCUGAGGGAUUCGAGUGGCCCCAGCCUGCCUGCCAGAGUGAGGAUGAGGAGAAAGAUGAAGACAUGGACAGUUGUCCAUUGGACAGUCCCCACGAGGCGGUUCUCAUCGACACGCUCUUGAGCGACGAGCAGUACCGCGGACCCGAACGGAGCAGCGGCGCCUCAGGAACCGACGGCAAACCCCUGAAGGAUAUAGCAGAAGUGUCUCGGGCUACAGACCUGAUCCUGCCCAAAGGCAGUGCUAGGACUACACCAACCACUCGUCUUCCCAUGCCCCCUCUUCUUCACGGCUCUCUGAGAGAUUACCAGCAGGUGGGCGUCGAGUGGCUGGCUAACCUGCACCGAAAACACCUCAACGGCAUUCUGGCAGACGAGACCGGACUGGGCAAGACCGUUCAGACUGUGGCCUACCUCGCUCACCUAGCCUGUCACGAAGGUAUUUGGGGCCCUCACCUGGUGGUGGUGAGAACAUGCAAGUUGCUAAACUGGGAAUUGGAAUUCAAGCGCUGGUGCCCGGGCCUCAAAAUCCUCUUGUACUUGGGCAGGAAGAGAGAGCGCAGACACAAACGAUCGUGGUGGUCCGAGCCCAACAGCUUCCACGUAUGCAUAACGUCAUACAAGCUGCUGCUCAAAGACCAGGCUCACUUCCUGAAGAGGCGCUGGAGGCACCUGGUGCUGGACGAAGUGCAGCUGAUCAAGAACAUGACCGAGAAGCACUGGGAAACCAUCUUUACCCUCAGGAGCCAGCAGAGGAUCUUGCUGAUCAACAGCCCACUACAGAACACUCUGAGAGAACUGUGGACCAUGAUCCACUUCCUCCUGCCUGGAAUCACACGCUCGUACCUGGACUUCCCCAUCCAACCUGGCGCAGACCAAAACCAGGACUACUGCCACAAACUGCUCAUCAGACUACACAGGAUGAUUCAGCCUUUCAUCCUACGUCGCUCCAAGAGAGACGUGGAGAAGCAGCUGCCUAAGAAGUACGAGCACAUCCUGAAGUGCCGUCUCUCUGCCAGACAGAAGAGCAUGUACGAGGACAUCCUGACGCAGACCAGUGCUCAGGAGGCUCUAAAGACGGGACACUUUGUAAGCGUGCUCCAGGUUCUAAUGCAGCUGCAGAGGAUCUGUAAUCACCCAGAUUUGAUCCAGAUCAGAGAGACUUCCAGCUCGUACACAUGCCAAAGCCUGCAGUACGACACGCCAUCUUUAGUGCUCACGGCUCUGCAGAAGGACCAGUGGAAGACCGUGGACUUGUCCCUUUUCGACCUGAUCGGUAACGAAGGCAGACUGACUCGCUUCGAGACCACAGAGGUUCUUCCUAAACUCCGACUGAAUCAGCAGCUCAUCGAGGAGAUCCACAGCGCACCCAACCCUCCACCCAGACCCAAAGCCUGCAAGAUCAAGCCCAUGAGGUUGUUCCAGCCAGUGCAGUAUGGGACGAAACCAGAAGGGCGUCUCGUGCCCCUGGUCAGCACUUCACAGGGCCAGCGCUCCACUGCUACCACCACUGCUACCCCCACUUCUACCCCUACUGCUGUUGCUCAGAACACCCAGGCCAGGGGCAAAUCCCCUGUUACUACCACCUCAUCGCAGGCCAGCAGCACACCAGGACUUGCUGUUGCAUCUGCUCCCUCCACUGCCACGUCUACCCAUGUGGCUUUAGGUGUAGCAGGGGUGGGUGCUGUAGCCCCCAGACCCGCUGUUGCCCCUCAGCCUCUAUCCACCCACCCCCCACCACCCCAGAGGCUGCUCCUCAGCUCCCAGGCUCGCUUGCCUAGUGGAGAUGUGGUGAAAGUGGCUCAGUUGGCGUCUAUAGCAGGCCCUCAGAGUCGGAUAGCGCAUACCGAGACCCCGGUCACGCUGCAGUUCCAGGGCAAUAAGUUCACCUUGUCACCCAGCCAGCUGCGUCAGCUCACAACGGGGCAGCCUCUCCAGCUCCAAGGAAACAUUCUGCAGAUCGUGUCCACCCCGGGGCAGCCGAUCCUCAGGCCGCCGAGCUCCUUGGUGAUGCAGUCGAUGCCUCAGCCUGUUCCUGUUCAGAACUCCACAGGCCCUCCGGUGGCCGUCCCCCCGCCCACCCCUGCACCUCCACAGGCCACUGUGGCUGCUGGUGAUACGGCGGCGAGUUCUACCCCCUCUGACACAGGGAGCAACGCCAGACCCUCUACCAAUGCUGCGCCACAAGAGUCGAGUGAAGAGAGGAAGAGGCAGCUGAAGGAGCGCCUGACUCGUCUGUUCAGUGUUAACGAGCGGCGUGUCCAGCGCUCUGUCCUGUACGGUGCUGACCUUAUCGAGGCUUGCUUCGUGACCAGGGGACGUGCUCCUCCUCCUCUCUCAGCUCCCCAGCACUCCCGCUGGACCUGGGUGGGCAGAGACGCCUGUGUGAAAGCCCAGCAGAACAGUAUUUACACCACUGACUCCCUUCGCUUGGCUCUUCGCUCUCAUACAGACAGAUUACAGGAAGAAGAAAGCCUUGCCAAAAGGCUGUCAUGUAUUCUUCCUACCGCUGUAGCCCCGCCCCCUCAGCUUUACGCAGCCAACCCACCACUGCCAUACAGUCUGGAGCAGAAGUCGUUCGUGCGUCAGCUUCGGGAAGUCUCCGCCCCCUCAAACCCAGAGAUCCGUGCUCUGGCCUGCCCGACUAUGUUUGAGCUUCCCGAUAACCACCUGCUGGAAAUGGACUCAGGCAAGUUGGAGGCAUUGUCCAUCCUGCUGCACAAGCUCAAGGCAGAGGGCAGGAGAGUCCUCAUCUUCACUCAGAUGGCCAGCAUGCUGGAUAUCCUGGAGGCCUUUCUGGACCACCGACAUUUGACGUUUGUUCGCCUGGACGAGAGUCUCAACCACCAUGAAAGACAGGAUCAGAUGAAGGCGUUCAACUGCAACAGACAGUUUUUCUGCGCCAUCCUGACCAAUCGUUGCUGCUCUGCCGUGGGCCACGUGUUUGACGCCGACACGGUUGUGUUCUAUGACACGGAUCUCAACCCCAGCAUGGACGCCCGUACGCAGGAGUGGUGCGACAAAGUCGGACGCUCCAAAGACAUUCACAUCUACAGGCUGGAGAGUGGAAACUCUAUAGAGGAGAAACUACUGAAGAACGGCACUAAGGACCUGAUCAGGGAAGUGGCAGCACAAGGCACGGACUACACACUCGCCUUCCUCACACAGCGCACCAUCCAGGACCUGUUUGAGGUAGAAGCUGGAUCUGGAGAGAAAGUAGAGGAGUUCGUCGUACUCCACCAGGAGCCGUCUCCGUCAGAAUCCAUCCCUCCGCACGUGGCCAGGCCGUACAUCCAGGCUCUCAACACCAUCACGCUGCAGACGCUUCACCCAGAGGAGGGGCUGGAGAAGAAAGUGCUAGAGAAAGAAGAGAAGCAGAUGGAGGAAGAGGAGGGUGAGGUGACUGACGAGGCUUCUCAGCUAGAAGAGCUGGCGUCUGUCGUAGAACAGUUGACUCCUAUUGAGAGAUAUGCGCUUCAUUGCCUGGAGUACCUUCACAUCAUUGAAGAUGAGGCCGUUGCUAAGGAGCGUAUCGAAGCUUCUAAACGAGUCUGGGAGAUGCGGCAGCAACAGAAGCGAAAGCGUGAAGAAGUGGAGCAGGCAGCUCUAGAAGACGAGGAAGACCUCUUCACCUACACCAGAGAGGACGCUUACAACAUGGAGUACGUGUUCGAGUCUGCAGAUGGUCAGACAGAAAUCAUGCCGCUGUGGACGCCACCGACACCGCCUCAGGAUGACAACGACAUCUACAUCGACUCCGUCAUCUGCCUCAUGUAUGACUCCGCCCCCAUGCCCGAGUCUAAACUGCCCCCAGUGUACAUCCGGAAAGAGCACAAGAGACCCAAGAUGGAUCCGUCUGCCAUGGGCCGUAAGAAGAAGAAGGGUCACGGCGAGGCGGUGAUCCCCCCGCGGUCGCUCUUCGAUAAGGCGAGCAUGUUAAAGGUGCGGCGAGAAGGAAAGGACCAGAAGAAGAACUUCUCUCUGAAGCAGCAGGCGCCGUUCGCCAAGCCUCUGCCCUCACUGGUCAAACCCACUAUGGAGCCAGGACAGGACAAUCCAGAGUGGCUCAUCAGUGAAGACUGGGCUCUGCUGCAGGCCGUGAAACAGCUGCUCGAGCUACCUCUGAACCUGACCAUCGUGUCUCCGGCUCACACUCCGAACUGGGACUUGGUGAGCGAUGUGGUCAGCUCCUGCAGCAGGAUCUACCGCUCGCCGAAACAGUGCCGCAGCCGCUACGAGAACGUCAUCAUCCCCCGUGAGGAGGGCAAGUUAAUUUAUGAAGCCAAUCCCAAAAAGAAGACCAAGAGCAUCUAUAAGACGAAGAACAGCCGCCCCCUGCGCACAUGUCAGAUCUACACCCAGGACGACAAUGCCACACAGAUCCAGCUCUACAACAACCGCUUCGAGCUCAUGAAGAUCAUCGCCAGCAAGAGGAGUCCUCCCAUCAAACCUCUGCUGGGUCUAAAUCCGUUCCAGAAGAACCCUAAACAUGCGUCCGUCUUGGCUGAAAGCGGGAUCAGCUAUGAUAAACCCCUGCCUCCUAUCCAGGUGGCUUCUCAGAGAGCUGAGAGAAUUGCUAAAGAAAAGAAGGCUCUGGCAGAGCAGCAGAGAGCUCAGCAGUUAGCUCAGCAGCAGCAGCAGGCAGCCGGAGCAGCUCCAGGGACUCCAGGAGCCACCGCUCAGCCUCAAGCCCAGCCACAGGCCGCUACUGCUGGACUACAGGCCGCUGGAGUUCCUCAGGGAACCCAGCAAGGAGCUGCCGCAGUCCCGAACACCGCUGUGCUGGCUAGCGCUAUCAAGACGGCCGCUGCUGGCACAGGCAUACAGACAGCCACUGCGGUGGGAGGGAACAUGAUCGUAAACACCGUAGCCAGUGUACCUCCAGGCCAGUUUCAGGGAAACAAGCGGCUCGCUUCUCCCGUCAUUCCCGGAGCUUUACCUGCUGCAGGUGCUGCUACAGCUCAGGUGGUUCACACCCAGCAGAGGGCUGUUGCUUCUGCCCCCGCUGCCACCCCCGCUGAAGUCGUGACCAUAGCUACCCAGGGUGUUCGUGCUGCUACCCCGGUGACUGCCUCGACUGUGGUGUCCCAGAGUCUGGCUCAGGUGCCGUCACAGGCACGCCCCAUGGUUACUCCAGGGGUACAGUUGUCCCAGGGGAAGUUCACCCCGGCUCAGCUGCAGAUUCUCAGGCAACAGCAGCUCCAGCAACAACAGCCGCAGCAGCAGCAGGCUGGUUCUCCUCAGAUCAAAGCAGUGAACAAACCACAGCAGAUGCAUAAGCAGAAGCUGCAGGUGGUGACUGCUCAGGGCCAGCAGACCACCGUUACCCAGCAGCCCCAGCAGGUCCAGGCCGCUCCGACACCCCAGACCAGCACGCAGCUCACCGCAGUGGCCACUGUGCCCAGAGCCGGAGCCGGUACCGUGCUCACUGGGACCACUGCCCCUAGCCUGCAGGUGGCCAGACUGACGCGAGUCCCGGGUACAGGCGCCGUCCAGACUCCGCCCCAGGCCCAGGUGACUCUGACCAAACCUCCUCCUGUAGUGUCUGUACCAGCUGUGGUGUCGUCCACCGGAGUCACCACCCUGCCAGUGACCGUCACUGGAAUCAGUGUGGCUAUAGGACAGACCCCGAAAACAGUCGGGAAUGUGGUAGGUCCAUUCCAGGCUCAGCAGGUUCAACAGUUGUUGCAGCGACAGAAGCAGCAGGCAGCAGUGCAACAGAAAGCAGCACAACCUCAACAAACGGUUGCAGUGCAGCAGAAGUUGACCACUCAGCAGGCGGCUCAGGCGGCAGGUCAGGGCCCACAGAAGGUGACGUACACAACCACACCGCUGCAGCAGGCAGGCAUUAAGGCUCAGUACUUCACUUCUCUCGCUGUCCAGGCUCAGAAACCUACCACUGCACAACAGAUCCAGGUCACUAAACUUCCUCAGUUAGUGCAGCAGCAGAUAGUGUCCUCACCCCAGCAGAUCCAGGCCCAGCCUCAGACAGUAACUCUGACCCAGACGGCUGCCCCGGCAGGAUCAUCUCCUCAAACUCAGGUGCAAGUGAUCCCCCCAGGCUCGCAGGUUGUCCAUCAGAAACUCCUCCAGCAGCCACAACAACAGGUUGUUGCCACACCAGCUCCCGUCUCCUCCCCUCAGAUCACGGUCCCGGCUCCUCAAAGCCCCGCCCAGCAGCAGAGCUCCGCGGUGACCCCUACAGCCGACACGUCGGUGCAGCAGCCUGGAACGCCACAGCCUCAACCGGGCAAAGCAAACGCACGCGCAGGAGCCGCAAUGCGCGCCAAAACACCCGCCAAACCCAGCGGAGGCAGCUAGACACACACACACACACACGCAGAUAAACACACUGCUUCAUCUCCUCAGAGGUGUACGAGUUCAUUCAACGGACGUCCACUGUACGUUUCCUGUCCAGUGUCCUCAUCGUCGCGUCAUUCACCUAAAACGACUCGGCAGAGACGCUCUGGAUGGCAGUGCAACAGGCUUUUUAACAUAUAUAUACACACACACACACACUCCACAGUGUGGAAGUUGUUUUACAGGACUCUUACGCUGUAAAAUGCUUGUUUUGUCCCCCCCCCUUCUACCACACCCACCUUUCUUUGUUUAUACACCUGUUGCACAUUUAUUAUCCUCGGAAGAAGAAAAUACGAAGUAUUCAUGAUGACCGUUAGGGAUGGGCAGAUUCUUGUUUUGGUUUUUGUGGCUAAUUGUCUCUGUUGUAGACGUCCCUGCCUCCGGUAGCUGAUUGGAUGUUCUCUAAUCUGACUGGACGACACACUGCCCCUCCCUACCAUCACUGUUAGAGCUGUUUUGAGCUGAUCAGAUAAACCAGGUGUGUGCGCGCAGUUCAACUACAAGCCCCAGGUUUAAGAUUUUAGAAUACCUUCUUUAAAGGUACCCUUCGUAUAGCUGAGCGUCCUUAUAGUCACGGCCAGUCAGGACCUGUAGCGUGUGAACGUCCUGUCCAGGAUGUAGAAUUAGCCGUGUGUGAUGAGCGAGUCUUUAGAGCAGUAGAGGUGUCGUGUGUAACGGACGCUCACGCUCGGCGUUUUUUAUUUAGCGAGUUGUUAGUUAGACUUGUCGUAAAACGUGUGAUUGUCACGAGGUGCACCGAUCCGCAGUGGAGCAUGAGAUCGCUGAAGAUUUAUAGUUUAUACAGGAUGAUUUAAUGAAUAAAUAAAUAAAUAAAACGGACAUCUUGGCACCACGAUGUAUCUAGUAACCAUUUCACAAAAAUACUAUCAAAGAAAAAUUCCCCCUGAAAUCAUGUUCUAAAAUGUGGGUGUAGUAUUUAAAAUGCCAGCGAGAGGAUUGGUGCAUCUCUGGUCAUCGUGUGUGUGUGUGUGUGUGUGUGUGUGUGUGUGUGUGUGUGUGUGUGUGUGUGUGUGUGUGUGUGUGUGUGUGUGAGAGAGGAUGUUAGGUUCAACUAGUCACUGGACGUUUCGUAAUAAACUGCUUACGAUGUCUCUGAUCAGCACCAGACGGAAAGGACAUUCUCCUCGUGUGUGUUUUUGUUUUUCGGCUGCACUGUAAAGUUGUGUUGUUGUAAUCUGUAAUGUUUCCUUCGUUCUUCUUCAUAUCUGUCGUUCUUUUUCCUAUUCAUUCUGAGGAACAAAUGUGUAAAUAACAGAAGGGAAGACAUUUGUAACUGUAAAGCAGUUGUGUUUUCAUUGGAUUUUUUUUUUCCAACUCUAUAUAAAAGUGUUGUUUUUUAUACCAACGCCAUGUCUCCGUUUCUGAUUCCGAGAAAAAGACUGAAAUAAAUCUUACACACGGUUUAAACUUUA